UGUCCUGGGUAUGAUCUUCUAUUUCUCCACGGAUUCUUAUUUACUUUCCAAGUUUUGCCCAAUUUCUUCGAUUCUUAUGCACCAGGGUUUCAGGAAGAAGGCUUAUCUGAGCUCAUUAGUGCCACCGCAACGACCACCAGCACCACAAAGACAAUGGUCGGCGUCUCACCCUCCAGCCGGAGCACCAGUGACGACGACGACUUCCUUCUUCCCGAAUUUAACGAGCUUGUUCUCAAGGACUUCGAGCUAACAGUCAAGGACGCAGAGAGCAAUGCUUCAACUCCCACACCAAGAAGAACCGACACAAAAGAAGAUAAUACAUCAAUGGAGCAAGAUAUUUCCCAGCUUAAGAACUUGGUUUUCGCACUCCGUGAGAGGGAGAGGAAUCUCCAGCUCCAGCUCGUCGAGUGUUACGGGAUGCAAGGGCGGGAGGCUGCCUUGAGGGACCUGGAGAGCCAGUUGAAGAUUAUUAACUUGGAAGCGAAGUUGUUCGGGCUAAAGAUUGAAUCUUUGCAGUCGGAAAACCAGAGGCUAAAAGCCCAAGUUUUGGUUCAUUCGAGAGUGAGGAGUGAGCUUGAGGAUGCUGACGUGAAGAAUAAGGUUUUGAAGAGAAGGAUUAAGUUGGAUGGGGAGCAGACAAGGGAAAAUAUUUCUGUUCAUCAUCAGAUGAUUGGUCUGUUUCAGGACAGGGAGCAGAAGCAUGGGAGAGAUGCUUUGGAGAUGGAGAGGAAGAUGACGAGAUUGAAGGAGUUGGAAGAGGAAAAUGGAUGCUUGGGGAGGAGGAUAUCUUGUCUUGUUCAGGAGAAUUUGGAGUUGAAAAGGAAGUUGGAUUCAGCACAGAAGAUCGCCAAUUCGAUCAUUGAGUAUCAAAAGGCAGAAGAGUUGGAGGAAGUCCAGAACCUAAAACAAUCCAAUGACAAGCUGUUAAUGGAGAUUGAGAAGCUUCGGCUCAAUCACAGCUCAGAUGUAGAAGAGUUGGUUUACCUUAGAUGGGUCAAUGCUUGCCUAAGGUAUGAGCUAAGGAAUUACCAGCCUCCACAAGGGAAAACAGUUGCAAGGGAUCUAAGCAAGUGCUUGAGCCCCAGAUCUGAGGAGAAAGCCAAGCAACUCAUUCUAGAAUAUUCCAACUCUCAUGCCGAUGCGAAUGCCAUGAAUCCGAUAGUCCUCGACGACCACUCAUCUUCUUCAAAUGUGUCCACUGGAGAAUCAGAUAUCGCUUUUAUGGAAAUUUCCUCCACUCUGAAGCACAGCUCAAACAAAAUAAAGUUCUUUAGCAAGCUUAAGAAGCUCAUACUUGGAAAGGACCAUCAUCACUGUAAUAGAGUCUUCUCAGUUGACAAAACUCCUACCACUUGUAAUUCAGAUCACAGAGUUUCCUUCUCCAACAGUUCUGUUGAAGAUAUAUUUGGAAGAGAUUCAAAUGAUAGCUUUUCUUCCACCACAGUUGAAGAAAUCAGCUUGGCAGAUCAGACACCAGCAAUUGAAUUGAGAUCCUCAGUGGAUUUACAAAGGCCAAGAAGGACAAGUUUAGAGGUUGUAGAAGGGGAAGGAGAAGCUUAUAGCAGUGAGAGAGAUUCAUCUUAUAGUCAUAAGAGAACAGGCUCUGAAGAGGUGGUGCCCCCAUUACGUUCAGCUCACAGUAGAAGUGCUAGUAAUGAAGAAAAUGAUAUGGCUGAGAAGAUUGAGCUGAGAAAAUAUGCUGAGGUUUUGAAAGGUUCUAUUGGGACGAAAACGGUCAUCAGGAAAUCUACAUCGUUUAGUUAGUGAUGACUGGUUGCAGUAGAGAUUUGGGUUGCUUGUUGUGUCACAUAAACAAAUAUGAUCAAAUUGGCUAUCUAAAUUUUGCCAAUAUGCUCAGUAAGUAUAUUUUCUUGUUUAGGGUUGAAAUCCCUCAUAAAAACUGCUCUAGCUUUGUUAGAAAUAAAAAACAUAAUUUUUUUGUAAUAAUUGGAGAAAUUUCCUCUUCUAAAACUUGGAGAAAUUAUUAUGUGCGGAGACUGAUCAUCCGCAGACACCAGAAUACGCCAUGUCAGUGGUGCCGAGCCGCGGUACCGAGCACAGGGUGAUGUGCCGCAUUUUGACUUGUCUCCAAAGACGAUCGGCAUCCGCGCAGAAUAAUUUUUCCAACGAGCCUCUUUUGUCUCUAUCUUCUUUUUUCUCCUGUUUUUUGUUGUAAAAGGCUGAUGUAUUGUUGGGCUUUGUUAUUUAGUCAAUCUUUGAAUUUUAGUCCAUUAAUGCAGGAA
Dendrobium catenatum is the source of this 2243-nucleotide messenger RNA. RefSeq names its product protein CHUP1, chloroplastic. Gene Ontology annotation, biological process: chloroplast organization. The record is from RefSeq and is a predicted model, not a curated record. NCBI's taxonomy places the organism in Eukaryota, Viridiplantae, Streptophyta, Magnoliopsida, Asparagales, Orchidaceae. The transcript is spliced from 2 exons. The annotation marks the transcript as partial. Gene Ontology annotation, cellular component: chloroplast outer membrane.